UGACCAUUGAUUGUCACUUGCACAUGUCAAGUACUGUAUUUGGUUUCUUAUGACCAACACAGGGAAAGCUGGGAAUAAACUGAAUAUGCGGAUAGAUACGAAAACAACAAUCCUGCAUGCAAGGAGUACAUAGAAGGAAAUUCGCAUGGGUUCGAUGGACGCCUGUAAUAAUUCUCUGAGUCGCGCUUCGUAUGAAUCCCAAGACCAAUCGGCAACAAACUGUGGCCCGUUAAUAUGGCGAAGGAUGAGCGUCGGGGUGCGCAUACAGGACGCCAUGCCGGAGAAUUUCGACGACGUGGUGGAUUUGAUUUUGAAUUUCUACGUGCCGCACAAUCCGCUGUACAAGAGCAGCAAGAUCUUGGAGGACGCCGAGUCGCUGGCGACGUUCAAAGAGAUGCUGUACAGCUAUCUGAAGCAGGGCCACUCGCUGGUGGCAGUGGACGAGUGUACCGAUCGAAUCGUGGGUGCUCUGGUGCUGUCGUUGGUGAAGAAAAGCACCUUCGGUUUGGAAUUCGACCGGCUGGAAAUCGGUCGGGGCAAAGCCUUGCGAACGAUAACGUCCUUCGUUAACGACGCGUCGAGAAUGGUGGACAUCUUCGAGAGGUUCCAGUGCGAUGUCUACAUGCGGUACAUGUUCACGUGCGUGCACGGGGAUUACCGAACGAACGGCAUCGGCCAGAACAUGCUAUCUGCUAGUAUAGAUGUGGCUCAUUAUUUGGACGUGCCCGUUAUUAUGGGCAUCGCCGACCAGCCGCUUUUGCAGAAAGUUUACUUGGACUUGGGCAUGACGAUUCAGUAUUCCUCUAAGGUUAUAGAGCUUGAAAACGAUGUCGACGAUUUAGGGAGUAGGGAGAAUUAUUAUCAAUGUUUGGUGAUGGGGUGUCUGGUUUUGCCUCCUUCCAAUCCCGAGCCAAAAUCGAAUUCGGCUGAUUUGAAUCCUGCCGGGAAAAAUAAGUCGAAAAUAAGUAGAAUUAAAUCAAAGUCUAAGAAAGAUCUGUAAAGUAUUUGUAGAUUAUUUGAAAUUGUC
Phyllotreta striolata is the source of this 1027-nucleotide messenger RNA. Lineage: Eukaryota; Metazoa; Arthropoda; Insecta; Coleoptera; Chrysomelidae. The record is from the annotation of a GenBank genome assembly.